Molecule: messenger RNA, 1830 nt
Organism: Rhagoletis pomonella (apple maggot)
Lineage: Eukaryota; Metazoa; Arthropoda; Insecta; Diptera; Tephritidae
Exons: 1
Coding region: 1-1830 (609 amino acids)
Source: RefSeq, a predicted model, not a curated record
AUGCCGGAGCCGGCGCGAAAACAUAAAACACACAAGCCGCCACAACAGCUUCAUCACACACACCACAACUACGCCCACCAGCACCUCUACCAGCCACUUCAGCCUCAGGCGCAUCACCAUCAUUAUCACAAGCCACAAUAUUCACACAACACCUACCAGCACCCAAAUGCGGUUGUGAAGCAUGGCAGGAGAGCAGUAAAGCCAACGGCACCGUUUCCAGCCAUGAUGCCACACAACCACCUCGACACGGGGCUUUACGGCGACGAGCUGGGUGUUGGUGCUGGCCUGCGUGGCGUUGGCAUGUCCGAACAGCUGAUGUAUUCACCCGGCGCACCACAGCCGCCGAUGGCUAUGGCGCCCGAUUUGGCACCCAACUACGGGCCUGCGGUGUUUGGCAUCGGCGGCAGUGGGAGCGGUGGUGUUGCCGGCAGCAGCAGCAGCGAGAAUGCCCAGCAACACUUUUCGCCAGGCGGCUCGUCGUCAUCCACCAGCGUAUUGACUAUGCCAGGCUCAACCCAGCAGCUAAUGCAACACAUGGAGCUAAUGGGUGCGCUGGCAGCGGCGGCGGCGGCAGCAGCAGCCGGAGGAGGCGCAGAUGGAGAGGGGGGUGAGGUGAGUGUGCCAAGCGCGGGUGGUGACGGAGCUAGCGAGACGAACACACUGUUGGCAGAUGACUUCUUGGCCGAUAUGCAGCGCACAUAUGCCAAUGGUAAAUUUCCGGCAGGCGGCAAUUUUAAGCGCAAAAAGAAGUAUCGGGGAGGCGGUCUGGCAGAGAUAGGCGAUGCUGCAGUCACAUUUCCAUUGAACACACCACAAUUGCAGCAACAACAUGUACAGCUGCAACAACAGCAACAUCAACAACUAUUGCGGCAACAAUUUCUACAACAGCAGCAGCAGCAGCAGCAACAACUACAGCGUCCGCAACAGUUCUACGGCGCAAAUUACUUUAUGCAACAGCCAAAGCCGCAAGCGCACAUGCUAAGGGCGCCAGCCAACAACUAUCACAGCUAUCAUCAACCGCUGAAUUACAAAAACAAGCAACACUACAACAAUAAUGACAUUUAUGCAACCGCAACAACCGACGAAGGCGGCGAUGGCGAUGUAAGGGAUGGCCAUGGUGACGAUGACGACGGCGGCGACGACGAAGACGACAUUGACACUGACGAUGAUGUAGCAUUGUUUUUCUCCAGUCGCCCCACAUUGAGCGCCUCCACACCGUCGUCCUCCUUCUCCGCAUUUUCGCCACCCACAAGUACUGCCUAUCACAGCGCUAAUGACUAUGAGGAUGCCGUGGAUGAUGAGGACCAGCAAUUCGGUUACAAAAGUAACAGCAACACAAAAUACAAAAGCAACUACUUCCUAGGCGGCGGCGGCGGUGUUGGCAUUGAUGGUGUUGACGCUGACGAUGCAAAUGAAGGUGUUAAUCCGGUUAGUUAUCAGCAUUCGACGACGGCCUAUGGAGCAUAUGCGGCCAGUGCAUCGACACCAGCCACAGUGACACAUCUCAAAUUACGUCCAUAUCGACAGUUGCAACAACAACAGCAGCACAAGCAUAAGCAGCCGUUCGGCUUUUCAGGUCAUCAGCAAUCUACGCAUCACCCGAACCCCCCCUACCACCAUCAGCAGCAGCAGCAGCAGCUCAUCACAACAGCACAACCAAUUAACGUCGUUGGUCCCACGGCAAGUGACUUUAAUGAACAUCACCCGGCGCCACCGCCACCGGUAGCUAUGCAGCAGCAGCAUCACAAAUACCCGGUGUCACCAAGGUACAAGAAACGCAAAAACCGCAUCAAAGGGAAGCCAAAUCGAAAUCGCAUUCCGGCGCAAUAA